Melozone crissalis (California towhee) is the source of this 4142-nucleotide messenger RNA. RefSeq names its product thioredoxin domain containing 11 (gene TXNDC11). Lineage: Eukaryota; Metazoa; Chordata; Aves; Passeriformes; Passerellidae. The coding region runs from base 1 to 2748 and encodes 915 amino acids. The transcript is spliced from 12 exons. The record is from RefSeq and is a predicted model, not a curated record.
AUGUCGGUGUGCGGCGGCCCCGGCGACGCGGCUGCCCCGCGACUGCGGCCCCGCGCCGCCCUGAUGGCGCGGCGGCCCGAGCUGCUGUGCGGCGCGGCCAUCGUGCUGGGCUGCGCCUUCCUCAUCGCCCUCAAAGUCACCUGCAGCCGAGCAAAAGAUGUAACAAUGCCAGCGAAGCUUCCAGUGAAUUUUUUCUCCCCGAGAUCUGCAGUGGUUGAUCUGUUCCGGGGGCAGUUGGACUACGCAGAGCAGCUCCGGCAGGACUCAGAAAUUGUGCUCUACUUCUUCUACGCGCCCUGGUGCGGGCAGUCCAUCGCAGCCAGGGAGGAGAUAGAACACGUGGCCAGCAGGUUGUCAGACCAGGUGCUGUUUGUGGCUGUAAAUUGCUGGUGGAACCAGGGGAAAUGCAGGAAGCAGAAGCAUUUCUUUUAUUUUCCUGUGAUACACUUGUACCAUCAAAGUUUUGGACCAAUUGAAUACAAAGGCCCUAUGAGUGCUGUUUAUAUUGAAAAGUUUGUUCGCCGGGUGAUGACACCACUACUCUACAUCUCGUCUCGAUCAAAAUUACUAGAUUUCCUCUCAAAUUAUGAGCCUGGAGUUGUGGGAUUUUUUGAGUUCAAUGCUUCACCUCAACCGCCUGGUUAUUUAACAUUCUUCACAUCAGCAUUACAUUCAUUAAAGAAAGAUUACCUUGGCACAAUGCGCUUCGGCGUGGUCACGGAUAAGCGUGUGGCAGAGGAGAUCUCCCUGGUGCACUCUGGCAGUGUGUAUUUGCACAGACAUGCCAACACAUCUCUUAUCUAUCCAAAAGACAUCAUGAACUUCACUGCUGAGAACAUUUGCAAGUGGGCUCUGGAAAAUCGGGAGAUGCUCAUCCGCUGGCUGAGACCUCAUGGUGGAAAAAGCCUUCUUCUAAACAAUGAGCUGAAGAAAGGACCAGCACUUCUCAUAUUUAUACCUUAUAAUCCCCUAGCAGAAAUUCAUCCUCUUUUAGAUGAAAUUACCAAAGUGGCCUUGGAAUACCACAAGUGUAAUAAAAGCCAAGCAGCUGAGGCAGACCUUCAGCCUGCAGGAGACUCUGAUUCACCAGCUUUUGAUUCCUCAGUGACAGAUGCACAGCUGAAGUUCUCUGAAACGUUUCCCAUAGCCAAGUACCCGUGCUGUAACACGGUGGUGCUUCCACAGUGGCACUCCAUCUCCAGAACCCACAAUGUCUGUGAGCUCUGUGUUAACCAGACUCUUGGUGUCAAACCAAAUAAAGUCCAUGUGCCACACUGUAACUUUUUAGAGAUAGAAGCAGCUUUGGACUCUUUCUACCUCCAGGAACAUACUUUUUUUCAAGUAAUAUCAAAUACCAUAGAAUGCAGCAAUUUCUUAAGUUUCUAUAGUCCCUUUAGCUAUUACACUGCAUGUUGCAGGACAGUAAACAGGCAUUUUUUAAGUCUCAUGAGUUCUGAGAAGACCAUCUUUGAGACCCCCAAAGUAGCAUUUUCUUCCCAUGGGAAGAAAGAUAACACUCAAUUUUCUAUUCCUCACAUUGAGGAUAGGAAUUGUUUUAUUCCUGACCUUAAUAUUAGUAGCAUGAACAUUACUGGUCUGAGCUGCAGGACCAACAAAACCUUGAAUCUCUAUCUACUGGAUUCAAAUCUUUUUUGGAUAUAUGCAGAGAGACUAGGAGCAUCAAGAUCUACUCAUCUUAAGGAAUUUGCUGCCAUUGUUGACCUGAAAGAAGAAGUGCACUAUGUUCUGGACCAGAAUCAGUCACUUGUUGGACCUACCCUAGAGAACUUCAUUAAAAAUUUCAGCGUUCUCUACAGCCCCUUGAAAAGGCAUCUGGUUGAUGACCCUUCAGUCCAUUUUGAUGAGGAGCAUGUGGUGACUGAAGUGACCACGAGCACCUUCCACCAGACCGUGUUCCUGAGUGCCAAGAAUGUCUUGCUGCUGUAUUACGCACAGUGGUGUGGAUUCUGUGCUUCUCUUAAUCACAUCUUUAUUCAACUUGCUCGGCUUUUGCCUCCUGACAGUUUCACUGUGGCAAGAAUUGAUGUGACUCGAAAUGACCUUCCCUGGGAAUUUAUGACAGACCGUCUCCCAACCAUUUUAUUUUUUCCUCAUCAGAGGAAGGAGCAAAGUGUGAAGUUCCCUGAAGACUUUUCAGUUAACCUUCCCAAUCUCCUGAAAUUCAUUUUACAUCAUUCAAGUCUUUCUCCAUCAGAGCCCUGUACCAAAGAAUGCCUACAUAAAGAGUCAGUUCUACAGCAAGGACACAUCUCACACUUGGAGAGAGAAAUUCAGAAGUUGAGAUCAGAAAUCAGUGCCCUUCAUCAGGCCCAUGACCAGCUUGAAGCACAGCUCUCUGAAGCCAGGAGAGAGGAGCAGAGACUACAGCAGCAAAAACACACACUGGAAAAGCAGCACAAGACUCUGCAGCUCCACAGUGAGCAAUUACAGGCCACAUAUGACCAGAAGAAUCAAGAAUUGUUAGAAAUGGCUGAAAAGCUUCAAGAAUUAGCUGAUGCAUCAGAAAACCUCCUUAAAGAAAACGCUUUACUGAGAAUUCUGGUGGCAUCAAGAGGAGGAAAGCUACAGAGCAAAGAUGAAAUUGAAGAACCCCUUCAAUCUGAGCAAACACUUUCUGAAGAUAAUGAUAUAUCACUCUCAACAGCUACUGCUGCUUUAGAGGAAAAAAGGAUUGAUAAUAUUGAUACCAUAGAGACAGAGCACAGUAGUGGAAAUAGGACAGAAUAAUUGCUUACACAAAGUCAAGUGAUGCAGUAUUGGGUAGGUAUUUAUGCAAAUUUUAUUGACAUUCAUUGUAAAUAAAGACUUCCCCCCACAUGAUCUAGAAAAAGAAAAAUCAAAUGGAAUAUUUUUGUAUACUUGAACAACUUAUUAGAUACCCCAUCUUAAGAGAAGAGGAGAAUGGAAAACACUUCCUGCACUUUACUAUUGCACUAACUUGCAAACACCUAUCCAUUUAAAUGAAAGAUACUGGUUUGUAGGGGCAGCAGUGUGCAGCACCUCUGACUAAGGACCAGUUAGUUUUCACUGGCUUUCUCUUACAGCUGCUAGAAACGAAAUCAGACCUUUGAUUUAUACUUUUCCAUAAUUUCUGAAAUUUGCCCUUUACACUGCAUUCUCUUUGCUGAAUUAAAAUAGAUACUUUAUCUGUGUAAUCAGUAAACUUGAAUGGACAAAGUCAUCUUGCUACAACUGUUCUGUUCUCAAACUUCAGCACUUUGUAUCACUUUUGUAUACUAGUGUUCUGAUUGUCUGGAAAACACAAGAGCCAUGUGUGAACUGUUCUCUGCUGAAAACUAGAGGAAGUCUUACUGAAUGAAUCCUUUUUUUCUUUGCUUUUUAGAGGUCUCAAAUACAGCUAUUUAAGUGGACUGGUCUGACUAUACAUGCAGGUCUGUUGAGAGCAGUAUUUUUAAAAGCAUGUGUCAGGGUAAGAACAUUAUCAGCUGUACCCCAUAUGUUGUGCUCAAGAGGCAACAGCAGGAGCUUUUUACUACUGACAGCAGUUUUUUGCUUCAAAUUACAACUUUCAAUUUUAAAAAGGCAAAUGUAGCACGAACAAAGCAAUUCAACAUCUUGGUGUAGAAGAAGGGGACAACUUUUUGUCUAGGCCAUUCUUGCCUUGCAUAUAGUUGAAAUUCUCAAGCAAGCUUGCUAGGCCUUAAGUUAUUCCAUAUGUACAAGUACAAGAAGCAAGUCUAAUGCUUCCUCUGGAGCUGAAUUAAGGCUAGGCAAUUAAGUGUUUAAAAACAUCAGUAUGCAAAGGAGGCCAGUACAAAGUAAAAGAAAACAGGCCAGUGACCUUGAAGCAUGCGUGCCUACAGGAAGAAUUAUAGAAUACAUAAGCUGCCAGUGGCUGCUCAGUGUUGUUCCUUCUUGUCUCCCCAAACCUUUGCAGUCCAGAACUUCCCAUUUAACACCUUUUUACAGUUCCUAUAGCUGAACUCCAGCACAGAGCAGGAAAUGUGUUAUCUGGAAGGACUUGGCUGUUGCUUGCUAAAAACUUCUACAAACUGACCAGCAAUAACUCUUGCCCCUGUCAACAGUAGAAAAGACUGAAACUUCUCCUGUUGUAGUACAGUUCCAUCAAAAGUUAUAUACAAGAUACAUUAAGUGAAUUC